CGUGAAGAGCGCGGUCCAGACCACAGUUAGUGUUGCGGCCAAAGCAGAGGAAAUCCUUAUCAAAGGGAAAUAAAUUUGUAUCACUUUAAUCAAAGGACUUAACGAGGAGGAGACAGCGGAGCACAUUGCACGAACAGACCGGGCAUCACAGUCAGAGGUUCUCAGGGCUUCAACAUUCAAGGACCAUCGUUUACGCAGCCUCCUCGGGGAGUUUACAGACGCACAAAGAGUUGAAAAGAGCGAUACUUAACCCAAGGUGCAGUGCAGGAUGUUCGAGCUUUUUGUGAGAACAACGCAGCAGUGAUUUUGAGGACAUGGCAAACGGAGGGGACCAGUUUGGCCUUGCAGAGCGCCCAGAUUCAGACGGUAUGGAGUCUCCAAAUGAGGACACAGGAAAACAAGAAACUGAAAACUAUUCUCUAAAUUCCCCUGUCUCGCCCCAAACCACCACUAAUCAGCAGGGGAUGGAGGGGAUUAAAGUUUUUCUUCAUGACAGGGAUCUUUGGACUAAGUUUGAUGAAGUUGGAACAGAAAUGAUCAUCACUAAGGCAGGAAGACGGAUGUUCCCAAGUUAUAAAGUGAAGGUCACGGGACUUAACCCAAAAACCAAGUACAUCUUGCUCAUGGAUAUCGUGCCCGGAGACGACCAUCGCUACAAAUUUGCAGACAACAAGUGGUCAGUAACGGGAAAGGCAGAGCCUGCAAUGCCCGGGAGGCUGUACGUCCACCCGGACUCUCCGGCCACAGGAGCGCACUGGAGCCGCCAACUUGUGUCUUUCCAAAAACUCAAACUUACCAACAAUCACCUGGACCCAUUCGGGCAUAUCAUACUGAACUCCAUGCACAAGUACCAGCCGCGCCUCCACAUUGUCAAAGCGGACGAGAACAACGGUUUUGGCUCCAAAAAUACGGCUUUCUGUACCCACGUCUUCGCAGAGACGGCCUUCAUCGCUGUAACGUCCUACCAAAACCACAAGAUCACACAGCUUAAAAUCGAGAACAAUCCAUUUGCUAAAGGCUUCAGAGGUGGCGACGACAACGAGUUACACCGUAUGGCCAAACUACAGGGUAAAGACUACCCUGUGGUUCCCCGCAGUACGGUUCGCCAGAGGGCUUGUCCUGUGACCAGCCCAUUCAGUGCAGAGGCACGAGUUCUGAGGGGCUCCUCUGACGACAUCCGGUCCCCGUUCAGCUGCGACACUGGGCUCAGCGUUCACAGCCCAGAGAUGAUCAGCCCCUCCUCCACUCACUACAGCCUACUACACCCACAUCUGCAACAACCACAGGCCUACCAAUGCACUAAGAGGAAAGGAGUGGAGGACAGGUGCUCUUCUGACAAUCGGCACCCAUAUAAGAAAGCAUUCACUGGGGACUCUCCAAGUAGCACAGAGAUGUACUGUCACUCAUCAUCAUACUCUCUCCCUCCACCCCAUGGGCUGCACAACAACGUUGCCCUGGGUCUUACUGAUGCCCCCUACCCCUCAGACAUGGGACAGCGUCAGGCAUGCAUGUUUGCAGGCUCAGACACCAGACUGGAUGAAGUUAACUGUACAUCCUGGUCCUACAACUGUCCUGUGCCCUCUGCCAUGACCAACAUGGACCCAUACCCAUAUCCUCCCCACCCCCCCUACAUCUCCAACCCUCAGGGCUCCCGGCUCAGUGCUGUGGCCCACCAGAGCUCUCCACAUCUGGGAGAGCACAUGGCACAUGAGGCCUAUCCAAACCAGAAUGGACCAACUCCGAGCUCCCAAAACAUUCACAGCCGACAGGUCAGCCCCCCACUCAGAGAGUAUCCUCGCUACACCCCCAACACGUCUCCCCCUCUGUACCACACACUGGAGAGCCACACACACAUGCGAUGUGGGCUGCCAGAGUGGAGCGCAGCAUCCUAACCAAUUCUAAGGACAAAUCAAAAUACUGGUCAACUGCCCAUUUUGGACUAUCAAUAUUAUGUUUCUCUCAGCUCCUCUGACCUGAAUGAAGAAAGACACAAAUGGAUAUUUAGGGAAGAUAUUCCUAGAGAGUGCACAUUAAACACCUUAACUGUGUAUUUGUAUUGUCUCUAGUUAUUCCAGGCCAUAAGCAGAGCUUGGCUCUUAUCCCUUCUGUGACUCCCAGGUUAUCUAUGGUGAACAAUGUAAAUUGUGGCCCACUGUCAAACAGCCACAUUUACUGAGCAACAUAAUCAGAGCUCUCAUAGAGCUUGAGGGAGACAUUUCAUUCUGAGCAAAUCACGCUCCUUGCUUUGUCUUAGCGAUGGAAAAAGGCAUUUAUUUUGUGUGUGUGUAUUUGUUAAGCCCAUGUCAGAUCAGUUUAAGAAUGCUCUGAGUUAAUUUCAAUGAGACAAGCAGAAGUAGCUGCAGGCGAUGCACCAUGGAGAUAAACACUUUGGAAGAAGCUACAGGCGGAAAGACCUGUAAACACUGUUCCCACUGCAUUCUGGGUAAAUGCACAACUCAGCAUCACACAGCUGUCACCGCUGUCCUCUCAGUCACCCUAAGCUGACCAAUCAGCUCCUCUCUUCACUGAGAAUCACCCAAUCAGAGGACUCAUUUUUUCCUUCAGAGCGCCGUUAGUAUAUAUGUGUGCGUGUGUCGACACAGUUCUGUUUGUUUAUUAAUUAUUCAGCAGUAAAGAGAUGAUCCCUGACACACAAGGAUUGCUCAGCAAACACACUUAUAUAAAUGUAAUCAUGCCAAUCAUCAGCGUCCAUCCAAUAUUUGGAAGUGUGUGUCUUAUUCUUUUUGUUAAAUUACAUACAUUAUUCUUUCAUAGUGAAUAUGAAACAUGCCGCUCCAAACUUGUGCGAAUUCAGAAGUUUAGUUUUAUAGAGUUGUUUGUCCAGUCCUUCUAUGCAGUACCAUGGUGCUUUUGCAGUCAUCUGUAACUAGAGAGCAGUCCUGGCUAAUCCAUCCUAUAGUGUGUAUGUGUAAAUAUACAGUAUGUAGCGAGUUUGUGUUUUGACAACAAAAAUGUAUCUGGGAGAAAAUGUUUAACAGUAUUAUUGCUCUUGCCAGUAUUUAUUACAUUACAUUUGUAAAUAUUUGUAGUUUACUCAUGAAAAGUAGUAGUUUUCAGAGAUACUUGUUAAACUUUAUUUUCUGAUCCUAUCCUCAAAUGGUUUACAAAUGGUGUCUGUUUU
Molecule: messenger RNA, 3142 nt
Organism: Periophthalmus magnuspinnatus
Lineage: Eukaryota; Metazoa; Chordata; Actinopteri; Gobiiformes; Gobiidae
Product: T-box transcription factor TBX5-A-like
Exons: 10
Coding region: 315-1892 (525 amino acids)
Biological process (GO): cardiac left ventricle formation; regulation of transcription by RNA polymerase II; positive regulation of DNA-templated transcription
Cellular component (GO): nucleus
Molecular function (GO): RNA polymerase II cis-regulatory region sequence-specific DNA binding; DNA-binding transcription factor activity, RNA polymerase II-specific
Source: RefSeq, a predicted model, not a curated record